AUGCCAGGGGGAGUGACCUCCUACCAAGAUCUCCAGACAAGUAACGGCGCGUUUGCCAACGAUGGUGGACCCUGGAUGGUGGAAGUCGUCAAGACGCCUGGUGCAGAGAUUACGCAUAUUGUCUCGCUUGCUGGGUGUUUCCAAGCGCCACACAGACUGCUUACACGUCUCCUUCUACACAAAUGUCUCAUUCGAACUCAAUCACUUUGGAAUGCUACUCACCUCGACUACGCAUGGAAGUAUGCACCAUGGUGGGGAAGCGGAAAGAAUGAAGCAGACAGUGUCCUUGCCAUAAGAUCGGCAGUUGGUGACCAGCAAUAUGUUGAUACACUCAAGGUCGGAAACUGGACGCUUCUACAGGGCCUCGGACAAGGUUGGGAUGGGUCAUUUUUCUCCCAUAAUGGUACCACCGGCCUUGUCACAAAUGCGGACAAAACAACUGGUUACCUCCAGAUCGCAAUCAACAUUACCUUUUCUCGUCAGGCAGACGAGUACAUCAACUACUAUGUCAAAGAUACUCCAUCGAGUACACAGAAUCACACGGGCACCAUUGUCGGCGUGACCCUCGGUGCUGUGUCCAUGAUCAUCCUAGCCGUCAUUGGCUUCCUCAUUUUUAGAAGACGCCAAAAGCGACAAAACCGUCAAGCAAACGACGAUGGCAAUCCCAGUCGUCGAGCCCUUUCACACCCUUUCGACCAACAGCAGAACCCACUUGCAUCGGUCAACAAGGAUUCACGAUUCACGUCUCGACCAGGGGUUGCUAUGAUAACCCCCAGUAGUGAUCAGAGAUCAUUGCUCACUUCUCUUUCCGGAUCGCAGAACCCGGAUCCACAACACGCCGCGCAUCUCCCUGCACUGACCAUCCCCGGACCAUCUUGUAUGAAUGGGCCCCAUCACUUGGAUAAUGCCUACAUAGCGUACACCGAUGACAUGCCGCCAGCAUACGCUUCGGCCCAGCCACUACAAUCGGCGGUGGGAGGUCAAGGCCAGACGUUACCUGUAACUGGAGGCGCAGGCUGGGCGAAUAUGUCUCUUGCGCAGUUUGCACAGGAGAAUCGUAAUGCGAUUCCAGAAAGUUUGGAGGCAAAACUCCAGAGAUCAGGCUAUGUGCCAGCUAAUGAUCCAGAUGCACUCUCCAAGUCCCAGUGGAGAGACGUGGGAGUAACCAAACUCGAGCUCUCGAGAUUGAGUCUCUAUCAACGUGGACUGCAAGCUGGUUAA
Messenger RNA from Serendipita indica DSM 11827, 1221 nucleotides. The record is from the annotation of a GenBank genome assembly. NCBI's taxonomy places the organism in Eukaryota, Fungi, Basidiomycota, Agaricomycetes, Sebacinales, Serendipitaceae.